AUGAAAAAAUAUUGCUCUGCUGUUUCAUUAGAUGUUGCCCAGGCUUUUGAUCGAGUUUGGCACCCGGGACUUCUUUAUAAAUUAAAAGCGAUUCUUCCCACGCCUUAUAUCCUCUUCUUUCAAUCGUACCUCAAUAACCGUUUCUUUGUGACAAAAGUAGGUACGGAAGUAUCAUCAAAUACCCCUAUACUAGCUGGUGUCCCCCAAGGUGCUGUUUCAUCGCCUUUCCUAUACAACUUAUUCACAGCUGACCAACCAACUUCCCCGAAUACUUCAGUAGCCGAAUUCGCUGAUGACAGAAUUAUAUACACUUCUCAAAAUGAUCUACACACUACCAUUCUACACUUACAAAACCACCUAAACAGCCUAUCUUCCUGGUACACUAAAUGGAAAGUUAAAAUUAACAACGAAAAGUCAUCACACAUUACUUUUUCUUUAAGGCAGGGUGAAAUACCUUCUGUUAACCUAAAUAAUCAAACAAUACAAAUAGUCCCCAACAUCCGUUACCUAGGUCUAACCCUAGACAAGAGACUCACCUGGGCAGAACAUAUAAAAAUUAAACGCAACACUCUAAACCUCAGAAGGAAAUCACUACACUAUUUGAUAGGUAAUCACUCUAAACUUAACCUCAAUUCCAAAUUACUAAUUUAUAAACAAUUUCUCAUGCCCAUAUGGACUUAUGGCAUCCAGCUAUGGGGUGCGGCUAAACCAUCAAAUUUAAACAUAAUACAAAGAUUUCAAUCGAUUACCUUACGCAUGAUAACCAAGGCCCCCUUUUAUGUAUCCAAUCACACACUCCACACUGACCUAUAUAUUAAAACUGUCUCAAAAAUGUCGUCAAUUAUACAUAAACGUUAUCGGUUACGACUAGAGAACCACCCCGACCCGCUAAUCGCAGCACUUAACGCACAAACAAUCCCUGGGAAUCCCCAAAGAAGACUUAAGAGAAGAUGGUGCCGUGACCUAAACUCUUAA
This is a messenger RNA of Cinara cedri, 975 nucleotides long. NCBI's taxonomy places the organism in Eukaryota, Metazoa, Arthropoda, Insecta, Hemiptera, Aphididae. The record is from the annotation of a GenBank genome assembly.